AUUGAUGUUUAAUGUCGAAUUAUUUAUGAAUAUAAAGCAAUGACGAUUGUUGACAUCAAUAUUUUUUGUGAACAAAAAUUAAUGAAUAUAAAAUAAUGGCUACAUGUAGCCAUAAUGAUGAUAUUAUCAUGACUAAUCUUAACGAUAAACAAGAUAUUCAUUAUCAUCUAUGUCAUCAGGCUCCAUUAAUUACUGUUUUCGGUGAGUUGAGCGAUUUUCUACUUCAGGGACAUUUGGCCACACAGAUCAAUUCGGAUCUUGCUCGUGAAAGUAUUGAUUGGCAAAACUUUUAUGAUGUUUCACCGAUUCCGGUAUAUGUUGAAGCAUAUUUCGUACGUUUAAAUGAUCGUCAACAUUUGUUAUGGGAUCCACCACCUACACCAAAAUCACCAAUUAUCGAUUCGCCAUCCCAAUCGACACCAACAACAGCCAAACUUUCAGCAACUAUUUCUAACAAUGAUUCAACCAUCGGAUCAAAUCGUAUACGUCAAUUAAAUGCCUCAACAUUGAAACGACAUCAUUCGUUUCAGAAUAUGAUAACAUCUGCCUCAAAUAUUAAUGGUCAAAAUGUCCGUUCAAUAUUAGGAUCGCAUACGAAUUCUAAUUCAGCCAUAGCUGAUUCACAACAGCAACAACAACAACAACAACAACAAUCGCUUUUAUCGAUUGAUUAUCAUCAUCUGUUCAAUUUGUUGAGUCGAAGAUAUCUUGUCAAUAAUGGUGCACGCGUUUUACUUAAUUCAUAUUGGCUUGAUUCAAAUCAUGAUCUCGAAAGCUAUAAUAGCCAGAUACGCGAUUCAUUGUUGGAUUGGUUUCAAAAAAUUCUUCAAAUUGCAACAAAUCAACAUCAACUUGGUUUAAAUCAGGAUUUUAGUCUUGAUUUUUUUGUUGUUAUUGUUAUCCGUAACUGUAUCAAUUCAAGCAACACAUGUAACAAUCGAAUGACAACGACGAAACACUCCCAAGAACAAUUGCUCAAUCUGAACAACUUAGUUAAUGAAACAAAUUCUUCAUCACGAUCAUCAUCAUCAACAGUAAAUCUGACCACAGCUAAAGCCCCAAAGAAUAGUGAUAAAUCACCAAAUAUUGGUAAAAAACAAAUGAGCCGAAUUCAAACACAACCACCACAUCCAUUAUCAUCAUCAAUGUCAUCAUUAAAUACUACGGGUCAUGGAAGUGCUGGAUCGCUGUCACAAUCGCCCACCUACCUAACUCAUCAACAAUUAGCAGAUCAGAUUCGUAAUGACCUUCUCGUUUGUUUUCAGCUUUUUCGCCAAAAUCAAUCCACCAAUUGUAGCAAUAUGGCACAAAGUGGAAUUCCAUCAAAUAAUUCUCGUAUCGCUCAUCAACUCCUGGAACGCAUAAUUAUUUUUGAUUCAACAUCUAAUUCUUCAUCGAAUGCCCAAAAUAUGUCAAAUAUGAAUCAAUCCAAUAUUUCGACAGGUUCAAAUACGGGUGGUUCUGUAACAAAUAAUAUGGCUACAUCAACUAAUCCGAUUUUGUCAAGCACGGCUCGAACAUUCUCGGCACUGAGUAAUUUUUCUACUAGUUCAAUUAAAAUUGCGCCAACCUCGAUGAUCUUAAUGUCACCGACAAAAAGUGGAUCUCGUUUAUCUAAAACGUCUGCGUUAUUGACGGGUACGUCAUCCACGUCAUCAUCAUCAUCUUCAUCUGUAGCUGGAUCAAUGUCAUCAACAGUCAGUUAUAAUUACAGUCAAUUUAUUAUCAAAAUUCGUCAGUUUUUGUUAGAAUUUUACUCAAAACAAUUUCAUUGUUUUGAGAAAUUGAUACGCCAUAUUCGUGAACUUCGUACCGACCCGGAUUGGGAUUUUUUUGGGUUCUUUUUGCUUCAAGAAGAACUUGCUUUUGCUCAUGAAUCGCUUGGUCUUUAUAAUAAAGCAUUGGUUCAAUAUGAUGAGCUUGAUGCCCUUUUUUCUCAAUUAAUUCUAAACGCUUCACAUCAUGGUGGUUUCGGCGCACCACGAUGGCUUCGUUAUCGUCUUAUGCAAUCGAUCGAUGAUUCAUUAAUUAUGGAAAAUGAAACAAAUAGUAAUAAUAAAAAUACCAAGUCAGAAGCUUGGACCGGUCUGUGCCUUUGUAAUCAAGAAUCAAUCAUGAAACUACGAAUGUCGAUAGUCGAAUCUGUUUUGGCCGAUAUUUCAACCACUGUAUCAGAUUUCUCAUUAUCAUCUAGUCCCCUGCUCGGUGGCGAUCCACUUGGUGUGCAAAUAAAACCGAACAGUCAUCAAAUUAGUUUAUUAGAUUUCCGUAAUUAUCUUUAUGCACGCCAAUGUCAUUUAUUGUGUUUGUUGAACAAACCAUGGGAAUUGGCUUCUCGAGCUCUUCCAUUUUUACAAACGGCUGUUGCCGAAUUGAACAUGUUAGAGAUUUCGAUGACUCCUGGAGGUAUCGCAUGUUGGGUGUUUCUUUCAGUCCUCGAAAUUUUGCAUAAAUGUGAACGAUAUAGUGAUUCAUCUCAAUUGGAAUCAUAUUCCUAUCAUACUGUAGGCCUAUGGUCAUACGCACGUGAUAAUUUAAUUGAGCUUGGAAAAAUCUGUAAUUUAAUGCCCUAUGGUGAUUCCACAAUAUAUGGUGAUAUCAAAUCGACAAAUACUCGUUCAUCCUAUUCAUCUGAACAUUUACAUCGAAUGGUUGAAUUAGUGGCUGGUAUGGGUGCAGAUCCACAUAUCCGUCCAUCAAGUUCCAGUCAAAGUGAUGAUGAUUGGAUGAGUCCACAAGAACGUUUAAAAGAUGCCCUUUCAUCUCCAGAAUCAUUUUUGCGUCAUUAUCUAGAAAUAACUGAAUUAACAAUGGGAACCUACAAACAUAUCGGUCAUAUUCGCUGCGCCCGAUUGAUUGGAAAACAAUUAGCCGAGUUGAAUCUGAAACUAAACAAACCACAACAGGCAUUACCUUUCUUGUUGGAUCUGUAUCAUAUGUUUCAGAUGGAACAUUGGUCAAUGCUCAAGCAAGAAGCAUGUCGUUUAUUAGCUCAAUGUUUGGAACAACUUUAUUUCAAUAUUUCAAAUACAUUGAUACAGCCUGUUACUGAUCACCAAUCAUCUUCAUGUAAUAAUUUCAAUCUAGAGCCAAUUAUACGAAGUGCUUUUCGUACAUACCUCAUAUUAUUUUUAAAGCCAGAAGGAUUAUUAACAAUUCAAUCACAAAAACUAUUCGAUUCGGGUAGCCAUCUGGUGGAUAUGUGCCAGAAUAAAAAUCUAUCACAAUAUUAUUGCCAUAAUUAUCUGGAAUCCAUGUUUCGUCUUAUACGCCAUUAUGAAAUGCGUGCUUUCAAACUUAAAGACAUGUUGUUUAAACAAUCGAACGAAAAGUUGCCAGAAAACUUGGCUAAUUUCGAAUGGUUGAAUCAAAAAUUAUUGGCCAUACAUAAUUCUCAUUCUGACCUGUUUAAUGAAGGAUCGUCAAAUUCCUCGAUUGGUGGUCGAUCUAGUUCACGGUCAUCGCCUAAUGAUCCAAUUGGUUGCAAUUCAAAUUCGUCUUCCAGCUCGAACAUUAACAAUAAUUUUGGCGAUUCAACCGAAUCAACCAUUAAAAAACAACGAAAUAAUCAUCAAGAAUCAAAUUUCAACAAAGCGAAUUCAAAUGAACUUCUGGCCAGUCAGCAACAGCAACAAUGUGGUAGAAGCUUUAAUGAUCCAGGGUUAGGUCGUAGUUAUUCGCAUCAUUCAUCAUCAUCAUUGUCAUCAUCAUCAAAUUAUAAUGAGCCAAAUUUUUUCCAAAUCGAAUCUAUUGAAAUAGACUGUGAUUCAUCUUUAAAUGAUACUAAUUCUUUACGUUUAAAUGGUAGUUCAUCUAAUGUAACAACUUCUCGAAAGAAUAAUCAAAGUUUCAUUGCCGGAUCUGUAUUGACUUUGCGAUUGAAGUUAUUUAGCCACUUAGGAUUGCCACUAAAAUUGGAUCGUAUGCUUGUGACUGUUCAAUGUCAUAGAAAUGAUCCUUGGUUAUCGACAUUACCUAAUUCAGUGAAUAAUCGAAAUGAAAAAAGUUCACAAGAGACUAAUGCUCAGGUUCAAAAAUGUUCAUGUAUGAUUGGUACAGAUUCUCAACAAUUGCAACGAGAUUCAUCUGAAAGUAUUGAUUGUAUAAAUGGUUAUAACCGAUUAUCAUCGUGCUGUCAGAUACCAUCAGCUCAGGUAGAAAGAUAUUAUUGUCAAACACUACGAUUAACCGGUGUUAAAUGUUUGAAUGGUGAUCGUUUAUUACGACGUACAGAUUUUCUUGGUUAUCGAAACGGAUCCUUUGAUGGUUAUCAUAAAUUUAUGUCACAAUCAUUACCUAUAUCAUUACUAAAUCAACGUCUUUCUUAUGACGAUUAUUCCAAGUAUUUUCGUUUUUUGUCAUCACAAUUUCAAUUUUCUGUUCUGAAUUCUGAUGAAAUAUUAAUGCUGGAAACUGGUUCAAAUGAAUAUGAACUUCGAUUCUAUUCACCUGAAAAUCUGCACACAAUUGCCCAACAAUUAGAUCUUUUUGAUCAAUCUGAAUCGGCCCCAACAAAUCAUCACAUUAAUCAUCUUUGGUUUAAUCUUGAUCAAUUAAUUUUGUUUUGUCACUUUGAUAAUCAAUUGCAAAAUUCAUCAGCUAUGGAACAGAAAAAUCAGACAAUGAACUUUGCAUUAAUUGAAGAUUUUUCUACUGCCAUUCGUUCUAUCAAUUUUAAUCGAUCGAUCAGCGGAGGUAACGCACAUGGAAUCUCUAGUUUUCGAUUAGUCGAAUGUCCGCCAUCUAUCGAAUUGGUGCCAUUAUUUGAACCAGAAGAAUCGAAUUUUCAAACAAUGUCUAAUAUGUGUUUUAUUGGUAUUGAACAAUCAGUAUGUUUAAGAUUAAAUUCAGGCACUUCAAAACUACCAAAAGGCUUAAAAUGUUUUAUUAAAAUCAAUCAAAUAUCAUCUAUGCCAUCAAGCACGGCAAUCAUUUCUAGUAAUCAUAUGGAGCCAUUUGAAUAUAAUUCUCGUCUUAUCAACGUUACGUUAUAUCAACCAAAUGAUAAUGAAGAACUUUUUUAUUUUUUUCUUGAUCAUCAAUUGGAACCUUUUGAAACAUAUCAAUUGAAUUUACGUCUUCGUUCAUCGUAUCACCGAUCGAAAUUGAUUCAAAUUCAUGGUACAAAUAAUUGGAAUCAAAUUUCCAGCAUUGAUUCGAAGCCAAAACAUGGAGGAUCAGCAAGCCAAGUUGAUCAAUAUGAAUUCCAAUUAUCAUUAACAUGGAAGAAUUCGGAUAAUGUUCAGACAUUCGACCUGCCAUUCAAUCAAUCAUCGUUGGAUACUCAAAUGGCCUGUUGUCAAUUUACUUUAUCUGAUCCAUUCGAUGUUUUUCCUCGUGUAUACACGCCUUCUCCACAACGUAAACUUUUAAAAAUUCAAGUUCGUGGCUCUCAAAGAUUGCCAUCUUAUAUUGAACUAUAUUUUCAACAUCCUACAUUGAUUGUUCCAUUUUUGGAUUCAAAUGAAAUCAAUAUACUAAAACCGAUUGGUAUGGAAAACGAUAUAAAUGACCAUGAAUUUCAACAAAAAUUGAUGGCAUCCAGUGAAAUCAAUUUUGUAUGGGUUUUAGAAACAAAUCAUAAUCAUUUGUUGAAUUUAAACAAAAUGAAUCUCGAACUUCAGUUUAAACCUAAAUUCAUUACAAAUGAAUCGAUUCUUUUAAGUAAUGAUAACCAACAAUUUGGAUCGAUAGUAAAAAUUUCUUAUAUAAUAUCGAUACAAUAUUCCUGUCGAACACGAUAUACAAUCAGACAGUGGAUCGAACCAUUGAUCAAAAAUCAAACUGGCACUAAAAAUAGUACUAGUGAAAUCAUACGGAUUGGACAUUCAUGUUUAUUGCGUAUUAAAAUUGAACGUUUAGAUUCUAGUGAUGAAGAUGAAUUCAUUAUGUAUGAAUUGAUUUGUGAUCCACAAUUAUGGCAGUUUGUUUCAAUUAGUUCUUCACAACAAUUAGAAGAUUCUAACAAUAAUAUUGACGAUAGUAUUAGUGAAUUGAAUGGUGGUCCUGUAUCGAUAAGUUCACAUCAAUCAUUACAAUCAACUACAACACUUUCGUCAAUGGCGAUAAAUGAUGGAUCUCGAGUGAUCAAAUUCAUAGGUCAAUCAUCAUCGAACAUGGUUAAUAAUGAAGAAUCACAAUCACAACGACGAUCAUUUGAAACAUCAUUUGAAGUAGUACCAUUAAUAGACGGAUAUAUACCAUUACCUUUAGUUCGAUUAUCUCAAUAUAAAAUAAUAUCAAAUGAAUCUAACAAUGUACAUGAUUCUGGACGAAUAACACCAAAUACUAAUAAUCGCAUUGGUCAAUCUUCCAAUAAUACUUUGCAAAAAACAACAAGUAAUGCAAUCGAAUCAAUUUCAGCAAUGCUAUCAGAAAAUCUUUCGUUAUCCGGAAAAAAUUGGUCAAAAUAUCUUACAUCAUCGAAUAGUUCACAACAAGAACAACGAAUCAAUGUUGAUAAUAAUAAUGAUGCUCAACAGCAAUCAUCAUUGAAUUCAAUUACAUCAUUACGUAAUGCACGAUUAGAACCAUUCGAACCUGGACAGGUAUAUAAUUAUAAUCGUUCCAGUCAAGUUUAUGUAUUACCUUCGAAUGUUGGCGGUAGUCAAAACAUUGAAAAUUAAAUGAAAUUUUUAUUAUUUUCUUCAUUUUAUUUAUCCUUGUUCGUUGUUUUUGUUUUUUUACUGUUUGUCAUCAUUAACUUUA
Molecule: messenger RNA, 6708 nt
Organism: Dermatophagoides pteronyssinus (European house dust mite)
Lineage: Eukaryota; Metazoa; Arthropoda; Arachnida; Sarcoptiformes; Pyroglyphidae
Gene: SIDL
Product: SIDL trafficking protein particle complex subunit 10
Biological process (GO): intra-Golgi vesicle-mediated transport; early endosome to Golgi transport
Cellular component (GO): TRAPPII protein complex
Source: RefSeq, a predicted model, not a curated record